AUGAAGAUUUCACCAGAGACAGUAAAUAAACUACAACUGGAUGCAUCGUGUAUAAGAAACAUCUGUAUUUUAGCACAUGUCGACCACGGUAAAACCUCAUUGAGUGACUCAUUAUUAGCCACCAAUGGAAUCAUUUCCCAACGUAUGGCAGGUAAAGUUAGAUAUCUUGAUUCGAGAGAAGAUGAACAAUUGAGAGGUAUAACCAUGGAGUCCUCGGCAAUUUCUUUAUAUUUCAAAGUCAUGCGAUUGCAACAAGGAUCACAAGAACCAGAAGUUCACGAACAUUUGAUUAAUUUGAUUGAUUCACCUGGGCAUAUUGACUUUUCGUCUGAAGUGAGUACUUCUUCGAGAUUAUGUGAUGGUGCAGUUGUUUUGGUCGAUGUCGUCGAAGGUGUCUGCUCACAAACAGUCAACGUUCUACGCCAAUGUUGGAUUGAUAAGUUGAAGCCAUUACUAGUUAUUAACAAAAUUGAUAGGUUAAUCACAGAAUGGAAAUUGUCUCCCUUGGAGGCAUACCAACACAUUUCCAGAAUUAUAGAACAAGUAAACUCUGUGAUUGGGUCAUUUUUUGCUGGUGAUAGACUAGAAGAUGACUUGAAUUGGCGUGAGGCUGGUUCUGUCGGGGAGUUUAUCGAGAAGAGUGAUGAAGACUUGUAUUUCACACCUGAAAAGAAUAAUGUAAUAUUUGCCUCGGCAAUAGAUGGAUGGGCAUUUUCAGUCAAUACAUUUGCCAAAAUAUACCUGAAAAAAUUAGGGUUCUCUCAACAAGCAUUGUCAAAAACUCUCUGGGGAGACUUUUACUUGGAUAUGAAAAAUAAAAAAAUCAUCCCUGGUAAAAAAUUGAAAAAUAAUAGUAACAGUUUGAAGCCAUUAUUUGUUUCGUUGAUUUUGGACCAGGUUUGGGCUGUUUAUGAAAACUGUGUUAUUGAAAGAAAUCAAGACAAGUUGGAAAAAAUCAUUGAGAAAUUAGGGGCCAAAAUCACCCCUCGUGAUUUGCGAUCCAAAGAUUACAAGAACUUGCUAAACUUGAUUAUGUCUCAGUGGAUUCCUUUGAGUCAUGCCAUAUUGGGGUCAGUGAUUGAAUACUUGCCAAGCCCCAUUGUUGCUCAGCGUGAAAGAAUAGACAAGAUUUUGGAUGAAACGAUUUAUAGUGCAGUGGAUUCAGAACUGGAUAAAUCCAAACUAGUCGACCCUUCAUUUGUCAAGGCGAUGCAGGAAUGUGAUAGUUCACACCCGGAAACCCAUACAAUAGCAUAUGUAUCAAAAUUGUUGUCAAUCCCCAAUGAAGACUUACCCAAAGCUAGUAAUGCCGCUACUGGAGGAUUGACGGCCGAUGAAAUCCAAGAACGAGGAAGAAUUGCUCGAGAAUUAGCCAAAAAGGCAUCUGAAGCAGCUGCUUUGGCACAAGAAGGUUCCAAAAAUGAAGAUGAGUUUGCCAUUAAACCCAAGAAAGAUCCAUUUGAAUGGGAAUUUGAGGAGGACGAUUUUGAGAAUGAGGAAGAUGAGAGCGAUGCAAACGCAGUUGAAGAAUCAACUGAAACCAUAGUGGGUUUCACUCGUAUUUAUUCUGGAUCGUUAUCUAGAGGCCAAAAGCUCACGGUAAUUGGACCCAAAUACGACCCUUCAUUACCUAGAGACCAUCAAACCAACUUUGAACAAAUAACCAAUGAAGUUGAAAUUAAAGACUUGUUUUUAAUCAUGGGACGAGAAUUAGUGAGAAUGGAAAAAGUCCCUGCGGGUAAUAUUGUUGGGGUUGUUGGAUUGGAUAACGCCGUGCUUAAGAAUGCCACAAUUUGCUCACCGUUACCUGAAGAUAAACCAUACAUUAAUUUAGCUUCAACAUCAACCUUGAUCCACAAUAAACCAAUUAUGAAAAUAGCAGUUGAACCAACAAACCCAAUAAAACUAGCAAAAUUGGAACGAGGAUUAGAUUUAUUGGCCAAAGCCGACCCGGUUUUGGAAUGGUAUGUCGACGACGAGUCAGGUGAAUUGAUUGUUUGUGUUGCUGGAGAAUUGCAUCUAGAACGAUGCUUGAAAGAUUUAGAAGAGAGAUUCGCUAAGGGUUGUGAAGUUACCGUCAAAGAGCCAGUCAUUCCCUUCAGAGAGGGGUUGGCAGAUGACAAAAUCAGUACCAACACCAAUAAUAACAACGACGACAAUGAAGAUCAUGAAUUAGAUGAAAACGAAGAUGAGCUUGCUGAUUUAGAGUUUGAUAUUUCUCCGUUGCCAUUAGAAGUGACUCAGUUUUUAAUUGAGAAUGAAACGAUUAUUGCCGAAAUUGUCAACAACAAGCAAGAUACUCAUGAAAUUAGAAACGAUUUUAUUGAAAAAUUUGCCACUAUUAUUGAUAAUUCUAAUUUGGCUACACAAUUUCCAGACACCAAGUCUUUUAUCAACAAUAUAAUUUGCUUUGGACCUAAACGUGUUGGGCCUAAUAUUUUCAUUGAAGAUUAUGGGUUAAACAAAUUUAGACAUCUACUUGGUGAAUCUGCCACUGAAUCUCGAUUUGUUUAUGAGAAUAAUGUGUUCAAUGGGGUUCAAUUGGUAUUCAAUGGGGGUCCGUUAGCAUCAGAGCCAAUGCAAGGUAUUAUUGUUAGACUUAAGAAGGCAGAAAAAAGAGAAGUUGACGAGGAUAAGAUAGUCAACCCUGGUAAAAUAAUCACACAGACUCGUGACUUGAUUUACAAGCGGUUUUUGCAAAAAUCACCACGCUUGUUCCUUGCAAUGUAUACGUGUGAAAUCCAAGCAGCUGCCGAAGUGUUGGGUAAAGUAUAUGCUGUUGUUCAACGACGCGAAGGGUCAAUCAUAUCAGAAGAAAUGAAAGAAGGUACUCCGUUCUUUACUAUUGUGGCAAGAAUCCCUGUGAUUGAGGCAUUUGGGUUUUCCGAGGAUAUUAGAAAGAAGACAUCCGGGGCAGCUAGUCCUCAAUUAGUUUUUGAUGGGUAUGAUAUGUUAGAUAUCGAUCCAUUUUGGGUUCCACAUACUGAAGAAGAAUUAGAAGAAUUGGGUGAAUUUGCAGAAAGAGAAAAUGUUGCUAGAAGAUAUAUGAAUAAUAUCAGAAGAAGAAAAGGGUUAUUUGUUGAUGAGAAAGUCGUCAAAAAUGCUGAAAAGCAAAGAACUUUGAAAAGAGAUUAG
Candida albicans SC5314 is the source of this 3135-nucleotide messenger RNA. It is a transcript of the gene RIA1, whose product is annotated as GTPase. The record is from RefSeq and is a predicted model, not a curated record. Bases 1 to 3135 code for a protein of 1044 amino acids. NCBI's taxonomy places the organism in Eukaryota, Fungi, Ascomycota, Pichiomycetes, Serinales, Debaryomycetaceae. Gene Ontology annotation, biological process: cytosolic ribosome assembly. Gene Ontology annotation, molecular function: GTP binding; ribosome binding; GTPase activity. The transcript has a single exon. Gene Ontology annotation, cellular component: ribonucleoprotein complex; cytosol.